Messenger RNA from Chroicocephalus ridibundus (black-headed gull), 1322 nucleotides. It is a transcript of the gene GPR3, whose product is annotated as G protein-coupled receptor 3. Gene Ontology annotation, biological process: adenylate cyclase-activating G protein-coupled receptor signaling pathway; regulation of metabolic process. The transcript is spliced from 2 exons. NCBI's taxonomy places the organism in Eukaryota, Metazoa, Chordata, Aves, Charadriiformes, Laridae. The coding region runs from base 204 to 1190 and encodes 328 amino acids. Gene Ontology annotation, molecular function: sphingosine-1-phosphate receptor activity. Gene Ontology annotation, cellular component: cytoplasm; plasma membrane. The record is from RefSeq and is a predicted model, not a curated record.
AAAAAUCCCCUGGGAGCAAACAGCGAGCGACACCCCCCCCCCCCGUCCCAAACACACCCCGCUCUGCCCCCCCCUCCCGGAGACAACUUUUGGGGGGAGGCAGGGCUGUCCCUGGGGCUGGGGGGCACAGGGAUGGUGCAGGUGGGUCCCCGCCGUGGGCAGCGGGUGCUGAGGGGGCUGUUCUCGCUUUCGGCUCCGGCAGCAUGAUGGAAGAAGGGCCCCCCAACUCCAGCGAGGGCCAGCAAGGCUGGUUCGCGGCCAGGAAUGGCAGCGGCAGCUCCUUGGACCUGGAGUCGGUGGUGCAACCCCUGCCCUUGAACCCCUGGGACGUCAUCCUCUGCAUCUCCGGGACCAUCAUCUCCUGCGAGAACGCCAUCGUGGUGGUGGUCAUCUUCUACACCCCGGCUUUCCGGGCUCCGAUGUUUCUCCUCAUCGGUAGUUUGGCCACGGCCGACCUUCUGGCAGGUUUGGGGUUGAUCCUGCAUUUCGCCUUUGUCUACUUCAUCCCGUCGGAGGCCGUCAGCCUGGUCACGGUGGGGCUCCUGGUCACCUCCUUCACGGCCAGCGUCAGCAGCUUGUUGACCAUCACCAUCGACCGCUACCUGUCCCUCUACAACGCCCUGACCUACUACUCGGAGAGGACGGUCACCAGGACUUAUAUCAUGUUGAUCCUCACCUGGGGAGCCUCCAUCUGCUACGGGCUCCUGCCCGUCGUGGGCUGGAACUGCCUGAAGGAGCCCUCCACCUGCAGCAUCGUCAAGCCCCUGACCAAGAACCACCUCAUCAUCCUCUCCGUCUCCUUCUUCAUGGUCUUCGCCGUGAUGCUCCAGCUCUACGUGCAGAUCUGUAAGAUCAUUUGCCGGCACGCCCACCAGAUCGCCGUCCAGAGACAUUUCCUGGCCAGUUCCCACUACGUCACCACCCGAAAAGGCAUCGCCACCUUGGCCGUCAUCCUGGGCACCUUCGCGUCCUGCUGGCUGCCCUUCGCCAUUUACUGCCUGCUGGGGGACUCCAGCUCCCCGGCGCUCUACACCUACGUCACCCUCCUCCCCGCCACCUACAACUCCAUGAUCAACCCCGUCAUUUACGCCUUCAGGAACCAGGAGAUCCAGAAAGUGCUGUGGACCGUGUGCUGCGGCUGCUUCUCCUCCACCAUGCCUUUCCGCUCCCGCUCCCCCAGUGACGUCUGACACGGGAUUUUCACGCCGGCCCAGCCCUGGGACUUGCUGCCCUCUAGUGCUCGUUGCCUUCGGGCGGAGGGUGCUGCCGGAGGCUCCGCACCCCCAAACCCAGCAGUUUCGGGGACCCCCGAGUGCUGUGCC